AUGUCAACGUCGGUAGAUAUCAACCAACAUUUCGAUGGACAAAGGCAUUGGUUCAAGCAGUUUACCUACACCAAUCCUACUUUGAGGGAUGCAGAAAAGGCAGGUCCCCUCGAUCCAGUGCCCACACAUUUCCACAGAGAUGUAUUAAACCGGGAGACAUGGCGACCUCGAGAUCUCCUCAGAUAUAUCUCUCCUUCCUAUGGCAAACCAUAUCAUAUGCUUGUACAAGCCGCUUCUAGUCCCGAUAUCCAACCCCAAGGAGAAUGGAGGCGACGACGCGUUGGAGGAAAUGCGCCCACACUUUUGAGGGUGUCUUCAUGGGCCAUUGGAAAUGAACUCGACUCGGCUCAAGAUAUAGCCUUGGCUAUCGGAAGAUCUAUUCUCGUCCUUCCUGUCAUAAUAUUCAUUGUCGUAUAUGGAAUUACCAAUGGCGAUGGGAAAAACAGUGACAAAUACACCAAGUUCCCUCACAAAUGCUAUGAGUAUCCGAAGCAUGCUCUGAAUCAACUAGAUGCUGCCCCAAAUGCAGCGCAAUGGAUGAAAGGGCAGCGCCAAGAUGAUGGAGAUAAAACCUACAUAAUCAAGGGUGAACAAAAUCGCCUUCUUCGACCUCGUGCCUUAGUUGUAUUCCGUAAGAACGAAUGGGAAGUUGUCGAAGAUGGAAGCUUUUCUGGUCCAUACAUCUUCAUUAGUUUUGCAGCCGCCCAAUACCAAAGACCUGCCCCAACAGACCAAGAUCCUGGAAGGACUGAAUUAAAUAAGGAGGCCAUUAAUCAAAGAGCAAGAAAACUCACGUUGCAUCAUGGAAUGGAGGCAUAUUGGGUAGACUUCCAUUGCAGAGCGAAUCAACAACCUGAAACCACUGACGAUGUUCAUCGAUUCUGUGAUGUCACCCGUGGGGCCCAAAAGGUCUGUGUUGUAAUGCCCGACCGUUCUCCACAAGCCCUAGUGUUCUUUGGUCAACGUCUCUGGUGUUUACCUGAAAUCCUACUUGCCCGCGAUCAUAAAGUUAGUAUCUGCACACCCAACAUCCAGAACAAGGAAGGUGUCGAUAACAUAGAAGUUGUUGAUAUUAUGGAGUUCACGCAUCGAUCAUGGGCAAGAAUGCUCACCCCAAGCAAUGAAAUUAUCCACGACGGAAAUGACGAAAUUUUCCGUCUGUUGGCUGAACACUAUACUGGGUCUCUGACUUUAAGUCGGCUCGAGCUCAUUCAAGUUGCCCUCAAAGCUUUGAAGUCUAGACAGUUCACAGAGUUUCAACGUGGUGAUAUUGCCUAUGCUCUCAUGACACUUCUCACGAAACGUCCCCGUAUGGAUCCUUCUGAUACAGAAGAGCAAGCUCUCGCCCGACUAUCACUGGCCAAUGAUAGUGAUCAAAUCGUCGAACGUAUGGCUUGCAUGGAUGGCAUUCGUAUGACAGGUAAACCCGCGUGGUUCAAUCUUGAAGAUGAUCUUGGUGCCAAUCUAUGGGACAUUCAGCCUCUCUGUCAGGUAGCAGGUGUUUGCCAUGACGGGUCCUUAAUUCUAGAUGGUGCUCAUGCAAUCUCAAUUCGUUGGAAGGACAUUCCCAGAAUUUAUUCUCUCAGAAGAAGAUCUUGGAAGAAGCUAGGCGCUGAUUGGGCUUUGGCAUUUGGACCAAUUUUGUUUAUUGCGGGAUGCGCUUUGGUGGCUCAAGGUGGCUCAGUUGGUGGACUGGGGGCCUUUUUCUUAGUCCUGGGACUUAUCAUUUUGCUCUCAGCACCCUUUGCUGUGAGGAUUCUCUACGGCGGGAAAGUUUGGGGUGCCACACCUUGGCUUGUCGGCUUUGAAGGAACUCUUUCACUUGACCAGAUCGAAACUCUAACUUUCGGAAACUCAAUUGGUCGUCUUCAAUACACGCCUUCUAGCGGUCCAUACUGCACUGGUAAAGCAGAUGAGAGAAUCGGUGGGGAACCUCACUUUAAUGUUGCGGAUCUUCCUCACGGUCAUAGAUUGUUCACAUUGAUUGAUACCGGCACAAUGACUGUUACUGUUUUCUCCGCCGAACGUCCUCCAUCCGUAGCUCUACUGGCGGGUAAAGAAGGAGGAAUGUUACGAACAAUUCUGUGCUCUUACGAAAGAUCUAAUAAUGGGUUGCGUAAAGAAUGUGUACUGAGAAUGGAGACCCCAAUGUGGGAUGCCAGCGAUGCGAUGGGAUGGGUGAAACUCACAUAG
This is a messenger RNA of Botrytis byssoidea, 2193 nucleotides long. RefSeq lists its product as uncharacterized. The record is from RefSeq and is a predicted model, not a curated record. Lineage: Eukaryota; Fungi; Ascomycota; Leotiomycetes; Helotiales; Sclerotiniaceae. The transcript has 4 exons. Bases 1 to 2193 code for a protein of 730 amino acids.